GGUAAAUCUAACCCAAUCAGAUGCCGAGGUGACAGUAUAAAAACCUUGGCACAGUUUUUCCCGGCGCCAAAAGCGAAGAUGGAGCCGUCUAGAAAGAGAGUAAAAUUUACAAGCGAAGAAGUUGAAGUUUUGGUAGAUGAAGUUGAAAGGAGAAAAAGUAUUUUAUUCAGUAAAUUCUCAACUACAAUAACCAAUGAGUCAAAAAUUGUGAAAUUACGCUAAAUACAGAAACAAUAUGAGGGUGAUGAUUCACUGGAUAGGAAAAGGUGGUAACAAAAGAACGAAUCCCAGCAGCACAGUACCAAAUGCUGUAUUGGCAGGCAAUGAAGCCAAGGAGAGGUUGAGGAAUGUAAAGAUGAAUGGAGUCUCCGAAAGAAAGAGAAAUGGAAAGAACAAACAUAAAAUUUAAAAGCUACAGGAAAAAAAAGAAGAAGGGUUCAGCUACCUGAGUACCUAUAUAAAGAACUUUGUAGAGUGCUUGAGCAAGAGGAAAGUGCUUCCCUGUAAGGGACUGCCCCACAUCUGUUAUGGGGAGAGCAGAAAAAGGCUGCAAAUUUUGCAAAUUCAAAACAGAUGCGAUGGCACCCAAUGCUGGUAAAAUGGUGUCUUAAUCCUAAGUCAAUAUCCUCAUCUGCCUACGACUUCAUUAGGGAUUCGGGGUAUUUGUCACUGCCAAGUAGAAAGACUUUGGUCAGUGAUGGCGCUAGUCCAAAUGGCCAUUUGUUGGAACUCCUUUGCUCAACAUAGGAUAAGCAUGGAAAAAGUGGCUGGAAGAAUUUGAAGAGGAACUUACAUUGCAGAAAGUUUAAAUUGGAGACAAGAUAACAUGCCUGAAAGAGUAGUGAGGUAAAGAAAUACAAUGCAAAACACAAAAUUAAAUUACCACAAGAUAAUAGCCACAGAGAAAGAAUCAAAAAUGUUCAGAAAACUUAAUUUGCACAAAGUACUAAAAAAAACACUAUGCAUGUCACAUGCACUGCCAAGAAGAAAGACUUUGUACGAAUAUGACCAUUCUUCAGACAUCAGCAGUGGCAUCCAUCCAGAUACCACUGACAGGCUUUUGAAGGCAACGAAAUUUGACACACUCCAGGUGUACCAGAAGAUCAUCAGCUUACUCUAUGAUGAGGUAAAGAUAAAGACAGAUCUUGUGUAAAGUAAAAGCUGUGGAGAGCUUGUUGGCUUAGUAAACCUGGGGUCCUCGAACCACGAACUCAUGGACUUUGAGCAGUAUGUGGAUAAUGGCACACAAGAACAGAAAUUGGCCAUCCAUAUCCUAAUGUUCAUGGUCCUUCCCUGUUCCCUUUAUCCCUGUCAGGGAUUUACCUGCGGCCAAUUGUAUCCUGUUGUUUGGGACAUGAUUGGUACUCUGGAGAGCAUUGGUUUUAAAGUUAGGGCUGUGGUCAGUGAUGGCACCAAUGGAACUCCUUGGCUCAGCAUAGAAUAAGCAUGGGAAGAGUGGCUGGAAGAAUUUGAAGAGGAACUAACAUUGCAGAAAGUCUAAAUUGGAGACAAGAAAACAUGCCUGAAGAAAAUGGAGGUAAAGAAAUACAAUGUAAGAUACAAAAUUAAAACUUUACCUAUACCACGAGAUACAAGCCAAAGAGAAUGAAUUGAUAAAAAGUUCAGAGCACUUAAUUUGCACUAAGUACUGAAAAAAACACUAUGCAUAUCCUGGGCUCUGUAGCUCAGUCGGUAAGAGCAGUCGCACGGUUUGCAAGAGUCCCAGGUUCGAGUCCCGAUCAAGCCUUGGUGUUUUCUCCCCCCAAAUCGCUACAAAUUUGGUGGCAGCGGUGGGACCUCAAGUGUUCUCACGUCCUCUAGGUACUAUGGCAGGUGAAGAGACUUAUUUAAGCAGGAUAUACAGCCAUCCCAGACCAGUAACUAUACAGUGAAACAUUGCAUUUGGGAGUGCUAACCUAUGUCUUAGCCCGGUAGCGGACAACACACUGUUAUUUCCAGAUCCAAGGAGAAGGUUGCAAUACGAUUCUCCUGAACUUUGUAACACUAAUCCUUUCAGUAGUGCUCACACCAAUCCAUUUCUGAACAGCUAUGAUGAUCAGGGUGCUAGCCCCAACCCAUUCGUAAAUCAGGAGCCUGAGGCAGCUUCAACGAUCGCAUGGGAGAGAGCACCCCCAGCAUUUAGAUCAGAACAAGCCGAGUAUGUGCUUCAGAUACCAGAACGGCCUUUUAACCCCUUUAACCCUCUGCCGACCAGGGUUGAAACACGUAGAAGGGAAAAAUCAGUUCCUUCUAUUAAAGUCGGUACUUUUGACGGAAAAAUGUCUUGGGAUGAGUACAAGGCACAGUUUGAUAUAUGUGCUAUGGUUUAUCACUGGACAGAUGAAGAAAAGACGGGUCAUCUGGCAACCAGCCUGAGAGGUGAUGCUGCUCAAGUAUUGGGUGAUCUUCCAUUAGAGCACCGGUUCAACUAUGAAUUGUUAUCAAGAGCCCUAGAGAGAAGGUUUAGCCCCAAGAACAAAACAGAGUUCUACCGAGUGCAGGCAAGAAUGCGUAAAAGAAACCCUAAAGAGACACUAAGUGAACUGGCUCAGGCAAUUAGACGCUUAGUCAGCCUGGGCUGGACAACUGAGACUGCCGAGGUAAAAGACACGUUUAUGUGGGAGUACUUCCUUGAUGCGUUGGAUGACACUCGUCUGAGACUUGAUGUAAUGAGAUACCGACCCAAAACCAUUGACGAGUCCUUGGCCAUUGAAUUAUAAGCUUGCUUAGAUGCGGAGGCUGCUAGAGGGCGCCGACCCCACUUCGUACGCUCUGCGGCUGAAGUUGCCCUUCCUGACAGCACAGACCCGACCACUAAGAUGUUAGAUGAAAUGUCUCGCACCAUAGGCAAGAUUUCCUCCAAAGUAGAUUAGAGACCAGAGUGUUGCGUGACAGACAAAUCCCAUCGUCCUCUAGAGAUGUACAGUGCUUUAAUUGUGGU
Lingula anatina is the source of this 2941-nucleotide messenger RNA. RefSeq lists its product as uncharacterized. The record is from RefSeq and is a predicted model, not a curated record. NCBI's taxonomy places the organism in Eukaryota, Metazoa, Brachiopoda, Lingulata, Lingulida, Lingulidae.